This is a messenger RNA of Theileria equi strain WA, 480 nucleotides long. RefSeq names its product signal peptide-containing protein. Lineage: Eukaryota; Apicomplexa; Aconoidasida; Piroplasmida; Theileriidae. The record is from RefSeq and is a predicted model, not a curated record. The transcript has 2 exons. The coding region runs from base 1 to 480 and encodes 159 amino acids.
AUGUUUUGGCUGAACAUCGUUCUGGGCGUUGCUGUUGCUUCUUGCUCCUUGGCUAGCCAUGAUAAGACAACCAGUGAACACGUUCCUGAGGGAGCUGCCAAGGGCUACAGCGCUAUAUACAAGAGAAAGCACAAUGUAGAUAAAAGAACUGCUCUAGGAACGGCAAAGGAGGUCUUGACACUCGAUUCGAGCACUCACAAGAAUUCGGAUCUCGCUAAUGGUCGCUAUUCCACCGAUGCUUUCAAUGUAUACUACCCACCAACCUACAAGGGUGAAGAUAAUGAGCAUUUAUUGCUGGGCAAUGUCACAAACGGUCUCUCAGACCCAGCGGUGGAUGUACUACCAGGAGCACUGACACAAGUUUUGGGGGCCGUCUACGGAUAUCUCUCGGAGGAGAAAGUAGGAAUGGUGGGCCAGUGGCUCCAGGAAGAAGCGCUAUACACAGUGCACACGCUAGAAUGGAGUUUUUAUGAAUUAUAA